UGUUUGAGAUCAUAUAUGAGGUGUAUUUACUUUAGAUUGUUGGUGCUGUAAAGAAUAAGAAUCAUGGAUUUAUUGUUAAACGUGCGUGCUUCAACCCCGGAUCGUAAAACUUAUUAUUUGUCGUACAUGGGUGAGCUUUCAAUCCACAGAGUGUAUGCAAAGUGCAUGUCGCAAUGGUUGACAUCAUAUAUGAACUAUCAAAACCACCCAACACCAUGCGCUUUUACUAUUGACCAAUCAGAGUUUGUGGUGGUGCAUGAAGAAAAGCCUUUAAUAAAAUUAGAUGAUUUGCCAUGUAAUGGACAUGUGAACAACAUGCAAUCAAAAAACACCAGUUAUACAACGCCAAGCUGCAAGUCUACAAAUGGUUUCUCGGUUUCGGACAACUUGCCACUCAGCUGCCCAUUAAAUAAUGUGGUGGAAAUUAUUCUUCCCAAUGACCUGAAUACACUUUGCGUUGGAUUUAUUGUGGAUAAUGGUUUAAAUUACCCACUGUCCUGUCACACAAUAAGAUGCGAAGACUAUAAAGAGUCACAAGACGUUGCUGAAAAUAUGAAGAAAUUGCAAUCUUGGAAUCAAACCUAUUCUGGAUGUCACCAGUCGAGCAAGAAUGUUAAACUAGAAGAUCUGGAUUCAAUCAGGUUUGAAGUUCUGUUGUUGGGAAAAAUACAAGUUAAACAGGAGUAUCCAGCUGGUAACUUCAUUGAUGAAGCUGUUGAUAAAUAUCAUUCACUUGAAGCAGAGCAUGCUGCUGCUGUGGCUGAAGCCAAGAUGAUACAAAGCAUGCUUCAGCAACAAGGCGAUGAAUCAAGAAAUGGGACAAACAGAACCGGGGAAGCUUUGUUGUCUGAUGUUUCGUCAUCAAUUGAUGGGUCACGUGAAAGUGCUGUGGAGAUAAUGCGAAAAAAUAACUCUGCGGUGUGGGAAGAUAAACAACGGAAAAGCAUAGAAGAGGAGCGACAAAGGUGUAAUUCUAUGGAUACAGCUUCUAUUGCUGCUCUCAAGCGACGGUCUAAAACUCGAGCACGUCAUUGUAGUGAACCGGGGACGGCAGCAACACUUGGAUUUGAUAAAAAUAAGACGCGUCUGUUCCAGAUUGGGAAGCAGUCAGUUUGUUUGAUUUGUCCCGAUCAAUCUGCUCGAACGGUGGAGAUCCAGUUUACCGACAUAACUCGUUGUGCACAGGGUGUGAAGUGCAAAGAUCAUUUUGGCAUUUUUGUGAAAGAUCAAAUCCACCACCAGCAUCAUCAACACCAAAUAAAAGAAGAAUUUCGAUUUAAAUGUUACCUCUUCAAAUCAUCCGACUCAUCUGUGGCAGAGGAGAUCAUUCUAGCGAUGAAACAAGCAUGCACGAUGUGCUCACACGGUCCGGAUCCACUAAAAACUUACCACUUGCUGUGUAAGAGAAUUAACCUAGCAUCAGGUGGCAGUGCAGAGCAAAUAAUUGAACGUGGCAUGACAUUAGCAGCGAAGUACAUCGCUGAUUUACCUGACCAUGAUAAGAAACAAAUUCGUUUAAAAAUUGAGGAAAAAACCAAACAACCUGAUUCCAAGUAUGACAAGUUGGUUGUAAUUAUGGCUGUAUUGCGUCAGACUUAUGAGGACAAGCAGAGUGAGCAUGACGUGAAAGUUAAACAGCUGAGGGAACAGGCAUCUGGGAAUUCUGUUACUCAGAAGUUCAACGUUUUCCGAAAUCGAGCGAAAAAGUCUUUUAGCAGCUUUGAGAGUUUGUUUGAAAAGGGAAAACAGAAGAUGCACGAGUUACAACAUGAAGCAGAAAACCACAUCGCAAGCCCAGUGGAAAAACUGAAAUUUUUUUCAGAUAGCAACCGAUCAGCACCCAACACUCCCAUCUCCAUGUCAUCCAACCAGUUUAAAGUCCGACAUCGAUCAGGAAGUCCUUCCUGCUCCGAAAUCUCCCCACUAGCAGGCAGUAGUGUGUCAAAAAACGUUUCACCCAAAUCAAACCCAUUGGGUACUCCAGAUCAAAGUUCUCUCAAUGUUCGGAGGAAACUGAAGCUCCAGGAAGAUGCAGACAUAACUCUGACACCGGGUGAAGUAAAGAGAUCAGGACAAAUGGGUUCUACAAACUCAUUACGCAGCUUGUCAUCCGAAUCUACUCCAGUUCAAUCUCGCUCUUCUUCCCCAACAUCCAUGGAGAGUCUUCCUCCAACUGCAACGGCGGAACGAUCUUUAGGAUCAGCAAAGAAGAUGACAUUUCAUCAGGAGAUCUUCCAUCGCAUCACUACUCCAUCCAAGAAGAAAGUCCCAGAUACAGAUGCAACUAGCAUUCAUAGACGGCCAUUAACCCCACUAAAGACACCAGAUGAUGUGCGCUAUGCGUGGCGUCGAGCUAUACGUGAUCACAUUGUGCUGAACAGAAUCAACAAAAUAGCUCAAACCCAACUAACCGAUGAUCAAUUAGACAUGAAGUUGAAUUAUGUUGAUGUGGGGAUUCCCCAACCUGAGAUGGACCAAGUAUGGUUGGAGUUGUUGGAAACUGAGGAGAGAGAAAAAUACAAGAUGGAUGUUUCAGUGCUACAUGCUGCUGUCAGAAAAGGUGUUUCACGUAAUCUACGAGGUCGUGUUUGGUCGUUGUUACACGAACAAUGGAAAAUUCGGAAUGUCACCAGUCGUGCAACAGCGAGCACUGCAACGCUGAACAGAACUCAUUUCUCGGACCUACUUAAAAGCCUAACACCUCAUCAUCACUCUAUUCUUAUAGAUAUCGGUCGCACUUUCCCCAACCAUCCAUACUUCAGUCAACAACUUGGAAAAGGUCAACUUGGUUUGUUUAAUCUUCUUAAAGCUUAUUCAUUGGUGGAUACGGAAGUUGGUUAUUGCCAAGGACUCAGUUUCGUGGCAGGGACAAUUCUCGUGCACUUGAACUCAACAGAGAAGUCGUUUCAAAUGUUGACGCACCUCAUGAAAAACAUGGGUUGUCGGAAUCUUUACCAACCCGACAUGACCGCCAUUCGCAUCGCUGUGUACCAGCUUUCGCGACUCCUACAUGACUACCACAGGGAAAUAAAUGAUCACUUUGAGAAGCAUGAUGUGACGUUGAUGUUGUUUGCUGCUCCGUGGUUCCUCACUAUGUUUGCCUCCAUACUUCCAUUCAGUUUCACCGCCAGGAUAUUUGAUCUCCUGUUCCUGGAAGGCCGGUGUGCCUUGUUUAAAACAGCUCUUGCCUUGCUAAGCCACCACAAAGCUGCAAUACUUGAGCAAGACAGUUUUGAAGCCAUCAUUGGUUAUCUUAAAAACAAACUUCCGAACAUGGAUGCUGUUGAAGUCAACCAAGUAUUGCAGGAGAUCUUCACAUUGGACAUUGUGGAAAAGUUGCGAGUAUACGAGGUUGAAUAUCAAGUCCUCGAUGAAGGAGAAAUCUUCAAUGAUGAACAACCACUAGAUGGAGAGGAAAAUCUGGAGCAAAAGGUUGCUCGUCUGGAGCAAAUGAAUCAGACUGUGACCAAAUAUAAUCUUGAACUUGUUGAACAAUUAGAAGCGGCGAAAAUGCAAAUCAGUAGUCUUCAACAAGGCUUGACAGACAUGGCUGAGCUUGAUGAAAAGAAAGCGGUUGAGUUGGAAGCUUUGCGCACACAAAAUGAGUUCCUUAAAUUGAAAUAUAGCCACUAGAGAUACACUACAUUUGCAUGCACUCAACUGUAUUGUGUUUUAUGCCUCCUUGAUCCCUCAGUUCACAAUCGUUUUCAUUUUUUUUCAAAUGAUAUGAUCUUUGCUUUGAAUCAUGGUUUUAACAAAUUGUUGAAGCAUCUACUUUUACCAAUUUUUACAUUUCGUGUUUUUUAGUUCACAGUUGUCAUUUCAAAGGUACACAAAUUUUUAUAGAUUAGAGCUGUCUGCUAAGCCUCACUGUUCCACUGCGAAACACGUUUUUUUUUGUUUUUAAUAUUUUUUAACUUAGUCUGUCAGAGUAUGAAAUGGUGCAUCACCUGAGUAUUAAAACCAGCCUUUUAUCAUGCUUCCAUAGAAAGCACUGCCUACGUUAGUAACACAUUUCUGCCAAGAUUUGUAUAAGUUGUCAAUGUAAAAACUAGCAUUCACCACACUUAAAUGUACAUUACCCAACAUUUGCUUAUGUAGUGUCUUGUAUAUGCACAAACAAACUCUGUCGGUUUUUAAAGGAUGCAACUUUUCCUAGAAUAUCCCACUUUGUGUUAUUUAAAAACAAUCGACCACUAAGUAUUACUUACAAAGUGCCAUUCUCCAUGCAACUCCAUUCUUUCACAUGUAGUUAUUGCUUCAUUAAAAGUAUGAUAUAUUGCCACUAAACAUUCUAAUACUGUGUAUUUGUAUCUCAGUGGUACCAUUUACAAACUUGUCAUGCUUCUUUACUGUAAACAAUUCUUUCUCUUGAUUGUUUCUCUAAAUAAAUCUUGUCCAACAUUCUAUGUAUGUAUGUAACAGCCUAAUAAAUAAACUUUUCAUCA
Molecule: messenger RNA, 4448 nt
Organism: Ciona intestinalis (vase tunicate)
Lineage: Eukaryota; Metazoa; Chordata; Ascidiacea; Phlebobranchia; Cionidae
Source: RefSeq, a predicted model, not a curated record